Messenger RNA from Danio aesculapii, 1393 nucleotides. RefSeq lists its product as uncharacterized. The transcript is spliced from 2 exons. The record is from RefSeq and is a predicted model, not a curated record. Bases 17 to 1303 code for a protein of 428 amino acids. NCBI's taxonomy places the organism in Eukaryota, Metazoa, Chordata, Actinopteri, Cypriniformes, Danionidae.
GCAUUCACUGUUCAAAAUGUCACUGUUUACCAGUGUAUUUCGGCAGCUGUCUGCAUGUUUUACACCGUCAUGGGGCAGAAGGCUGAGCCCUCAAAGAGCAGAGAUGAGUGCAGAGGUAGGAGAAAGUAAGGUCAUGUCCACAAAGAAACACCGCAAGGUGAAGUCCUAUCAUGGACAGAGACCGGAGAAUGAGGGAGAGGGUCUGAAAGACCAGGCUGAAGAAGAAAAAGAAGCUCCCAGCCUUGAAAACCUACAGAUCACAGAGAAAGAAGGAGGAGAACCUGGAGCAAAGAAAAGAAAGAGGAGAAAGCUGAAAAGCAAAAAGACUCCUCCUCUUCCCAUAGAGGUCAAACCUCUGCCAGCUUCAGCCUGUUUCUCCUCUUUACCUCCAGUUGGAGAUCAAGCUGAACAUUCAGAUGUCCUCGCUCUCCCAGCUGCUUGCCUCAAACCUCUGCUGAAAAACAAAGAGUCACUUCCUCAUCUUGUUGAGGUCAAACCUCUGCCAGCUUCAGCCUGUUUCUCCUCCUUAACACCUUUUGGAGGUCUACCUGAACAUCCAGAAGUUCUCGUUCUCCCAGCCUCUCACCUCAAAGCCCUGCCGCCUCUCUCAAAUCCAGCAUCCCAUCCUCAAACGCCUGUUGAGGAAACUGAACACGUGCUUCCAAGCUCAGUCAUUCCAGUGGCUCCAUGUGUCUCUCUAGAACCAGUCCUCCUUCCCCUCCAGAGCUCUUCUGUGGUGGCUUCUCUGUGCUCGAUUCCUCUAAUCUCUGCAUUUGAUGAGGUUGUGUCUCUUGAAAAGCCUCAAGCAUCUGAGUUUUCUCCCUCUUCAGGCCUCAUGCUCUUUGACUUUGAGGAUGAGGAGCUUGAGUUCAUGGAGUACACAGAGGAAAACAUAGAAGCUUUCUAUGAGUCUGAAAUGAAGCCGAGGCGGAUGGCGGCUUGGUUGGAGCAGGAGGAAGUGACGGAGGUCCAGAAAGAUGGAGGAAAGGGAGCCUCGCAGGUCAUACAAAACCCGCUAAAUGAGGUGUCUCGUGAAAAGGCGUUUGAGGAGCUCCUGAUUCAGGCGUUCUGCACCGGACCUCCUGCGUACACUGAAAUCAAGAGGAGGGUGAAGCCAAAGAGGAACAGCCCGCUGGUACUGUUCAGCUUGAUGGAUGAGAAGGUGAAGAAAAAGCAGGAAAAGAAAGUGCGGAAGGAGGAGGAGCGAAAUCAAAGGGAUCUCCUGCUGAAGCGCUACAGAAAUGAUCCCGAACUCAAACACUUGUGGAUCAAUAAGCACAAUCCCAACUGCAGCUGGCUCUGAAGCAGAUCACCGUCCCUCCCUGACAUUCCCUCUACUCCUUUACCCUACUGCACAUUCCUGCCUGUAAAUAAAAAUAUGUGCAAAGCAAAG